AGUCUCGUUGUCUAAAAUCCAAAUAAUUGUCAAGCGCUGAGCGUCUAACAAUCCCAGCUGACAUGACAGGUUACACAGUUUGUCAUGUGACAACUAAUGAUAGUCUUCCUCCUCUCGCUUCGAUAUUCAUACCAUUCCUCCGGCUUCUCUCGCUCACUAGAACAAUGGAGCCAACUAAAAACAAGACCGAAGGCUCGGAAUAUCCGCCUGUGCGGGUAUUAGUCCAAACCUUGAUGCAUUUGGUUUCAGGAACCGACAACAUGAAUAAAUGCGACUUUAUAUUCAACCGCAUUUGCCAGCACCGGUGGAAUUGCGAUUUCGAGCCUGGAAAGGUCCACCGCUGCGCUACAUAUAACGAUGUAUUUGCCUUUGCCAAUCGAUGCUACUUCUUCCUACUCGAUGUCGGCAAAUCUGAUAAUGAUGAUGAUGUGCCUGUCAUCUGCUAUGAGUGGACAGGAGAGUCUCUAGUUCCGAUGCCACAAUUACUGUAAAAUCCGAAGAUACAGACAAAGCUUAAAGAAGACUUUCCAUUUACGUGGCGACCACGUAAAAGCAAAAGGCCUUCAAGACGCAGAAUUAUAAAAUCAAAACUUUACAGUGAAGAUACUCUUCUCAAUGAGGACUUGGAGCAUAUGAGGGGACACCCGGAGGACCUAUGAUUGCUCAAGACCGAUGUUAGGCCGAGAUUCUGGCCGAGAUUUGUGCCUCGCUGCGCCUACUACCCCUGAGACCGCUCUCCCAAUUCUGUGCGCUGGAGCCUGGGAUCUGGACUC
Molecule: messenger RNA, 773 nt
Organism: Aspergillus glaucus CBS 516.65
Lineage: Eukaryota; Fungi; Ascomycota; Eurotiomycetes; Eurotiales; Aspergillaceae
Exons: 3
Coding region: 63-491 (142 amino acids)
Source: RefSeq, a predicted model, not a curated record